This is a messenger RNA of Heterostelium album PN500, 1734 nucleotides long. RefSeq lists its product as uncharacterized. The record is from RefSeq and is a predicted model, not a curated record. The transcript has 3 exons. Lineage: Eukaryota; Evosea; Eumycetozoa; Acytosteliales; Acytosteliaceae. The coding region runs from base 1 to 1734 and encodes 577 amino acids.
AUGUCAGAUAAACAAAAACUGAGGGAAAUAGACAAAAAAUUAGUAACCAAAGAUUGGGGUGCUAAAUUUACAACAGAUUAUAAUGGUAAACCAGAUUCUCAAUCGGUCUGUGUCAUUUGUAAAGAAACAAUUUCGUGUACACAUAAAGGAAAUAUUAGAAGGCAUUUACAAUCUGAUGGGUGCGAGAAAGCAGGAGAGAGAGGUACUGGUGACACAGACUAUGAUAAAGAUAAGGUUGAUGACGCACUCGUCGAUGUUAUCGUCAACUGCAACCUCCCAAUUAGCCUUGCCGAUAACAUUUGGUUUGAUAGGUUUCUAAGUUUCUUUCAUUAUACAUCCCCUUCGGCAAAGGUCCUGAAACAAAAGAUAAUGGAUAGGAGUCAAUCAAUGGAAAAACAAAUCAAGAGUUUUAUUAAUACUGUGGAUCAUGUAUCUGUAACAAUGGACUCGUGGACCAAUACUGCACAAGAUAACUUCACAUCAUUUAAUGCUCACACUCUUGACAAAGAUUUCAACUUUAUAUCACUUCUAUUGUCUCCUAAUGUACAACACACGAAAUCGAAUGUUGAAAACACAGCAAUUUCAGUACUAGGUGCUAAUGGAUGGAAUAUUAAAAACAAGAUAGUUUCAAUUACAACUAAUAAUGCAGAUAACAUCUGCACUUCAAUGAAAAGCUAUCUAAAGGAUUCCACUAUCCAACAUACAAGUCUCAAGUUGAAUAUUCAUCUCAAUCCGAUCCCAAGCAGAAGAAGGGCAAGAAGUACCGGCACUAGUAAUGUGAAGAAUACAACAUUGAAGACAAAUACUGGUGCCAAUAAGAGAAAGCUAGAGAUGACAGAACACGAUAAUGUUGAAAGCACAUUUACCUCUUCAACAAAUACUAUGGCAGAGUUCACAUACGCGGUGUCAGAUGAACCUUCCAUUAAUAAUGUCCUACGCAAAGUCCGAACAAUUUGCAGUAAGAUUAAAUAUAGUCCUACACAUGCAAACAAAUUGAGGGAUAUGGUCAGAGCUGAUGCACCACUCACCGCACAGGAAACAAAGUCGAAAAAGUAUAAGGUACUAAUCGGCUGUCCUACCCGCUGGACCUCUGUAUAUCAAAUGGUUGUACGAUACAUCGAGCUAAAGGUCUAUAUCGAUCAGAUUUUAUUGGAUCAGUCAGAGUUCCACAUGAGUGAUAAAGAAAUCGAUAUGCUUGAUGACUACAGUGUUCUUCUUUACAAGUUUGAGUCAUCAACAAUGGAGUUAGCCACCCGUAACACAUGCUCAAUUGAACGGUUAAGCGGCAUCAUCAUCAACAUGAAAGAUUACUUUCAUUGUGAAGAUGUUAAAAAUAGAAAGUUUACCACUGAAGGUCGUCGAUUGAAAGAAGUUUUAGAAGUGUCUUUCAAUAAGAGAAUGGAUCAGUAUAUCAAUAAUGAUGAAGUUAAGGUGGCGUCAUUCUUUAACCCAUGCCAUAAAGAUUCAUUCAACAAACUGGAUAAUGAUGUUCAGCAAAAAGUCAUUAAGCGUAUUGAGCAGGAGAUCAGUGAAAUCAGUUCACAACAUACUCCGUCGCCAAUGAAAAAACAAAAGAAUGGUCCAGUUACAUAUCGUAGAUUGUCAUCCACAAUUGCAAAUACAGAUCGCAAGAUCAACGAAAUCACCAAGUUUUUACAAGAGGUAAAAGAGAAAAGUGCAGAUAAUACCCCGGGUAUUACCACUAAUCUUUGGUGGAAAGAAAACCAGAAUUAA